AUGUCUUGGCUCAAGAUCCUGCUUGGCGUCAUUGCCUUAUCCCUCGUUCUCUCCUACAUCGUCAUCCCGUCCGCCUUGUCAAUAGCCAGCAGCUUCAAGUUCAGAGCAACCCGUCUCUCGCUCCUCUCUGCUCGCGGCAUCGAAUGGCGUCACAAAUCUCAUGAGGUCGCCAACGUCCCGACGCUCCGCAUCGAGAGGAUCUACUGGUCGCGCGGGCGAGGGCCGGCCCCCGUCGGCCUAAUCACACUCAACGUUGAGGGUAUAGUCGUUCGUGUCAGGAAGGCUCCUCACGACGAUAGCCCACCCAAGCGCAAGAAACAGAUUGCGGUUCCCCAGUCUCUCCAGCAGGUGGUCCACUUCAUCACACACUUCCUCCUGCCUCACUGGUCGACUCUGGCCAGCCUGGUGUCGAUCCGAGUGUCGGGGGUCAGAGUCAUCUUUGAGGAUCUCCAGGAUCUCGAGGCUUCCAUUGGCGAGGUGCGCGUUGGAGUCACCAAGGACACGUCUGGGCCCCUUCCGCCAGUGUCUAGUCUCCAGCCCGACGCGCAUACAGAAGACUUCCCCGCCUUCCCCAAGGAAUCGAGCGCUGAGGGUACGCCAACAAGGCGCGAUGGGGGCCUACACCGCCGAUCCCCUUCCAUCCACUCGCGGGUCUCAAAGACCGCAUCUCAGUUCUGGACGAACGCUACCAAGGGCGUGGAGAGGGUCGCCUUCACUGUUGUCGUUUCCGAAGCGGCGAUCCUCCUGCCCAAGUCGACCUCGUCGACUGCUCAGCCCGCGAGUGCAGUUCCCCCGCAUGCCCGGUUCCCCAGCAACGGCAGUGGUAACACGCCUCUCGGCAGCGCGGCCAUGGGCACUUUCGAAUCCAUCCUCCACCCGCUGCCGUGGUACGCAAAGCAGAACGACGGCGGGUAUGACAAGAUCAUGGGCAUCGACACCGACUCGAAGGCUGUCUUGUCUGCCGGCUUCGGGCCCAACCGUGGCGUCCUCGACGAGGACAAUCUGCGGUUGAGCAUCAACAUUGGCAGAGUAUCGAGCGACCUAAACCAGGCCGUGAAGCUCCGUGGGCUCGCGAAGCCGAAGCCGGCAGCUGAGCCAGAAGAACCAGCUGCACCGCCUGCGGUGACUGCCCCAGCCGAGUCCCCCUGGGCACCUCGAGGCAAGGCUCGCGUAGGUCAAGAUCUCUUGAGUGGGACUGACAUCCAGGUACUUCUGCGUGCUUUCGAGUCUGUAUCAGUUGCGGCCCAGCAAGUGGGACUGUCAUACUCGCUACCAAAGGUACCGGAAGCGUCAGGCGAGAAGGCUGCCCUGACCGACUCGCACACCGUGUCUGUCGACUUGUCCGGCUUCUCGCUUGCUCUGUCCGGCACCAACUCUGGCUCAGAUCCUAGGCUUGGUCAGAUCUAUGGGUCAAGCGCCAAGGAGAAUAGCGUCAUUCGCGGCAUCAACGCCCACAUCCAGUGGAGGUCUAUCGGCGCGCAGUAUCUGUCACCGGGAGGCAAGGCGUCCGAUUCCACCCAAUUCCUCAUGAUUAAGCAGGCCCAGAUCGACCUGUUGACAACUUGGCGCCCGGGUGGCUGGACACGCCAGCUCCUUUUCAGUGACGACCUGAAUCUGUCCAUCGUCAUUGCCCGCGGAUGUAUCGCGUCGGUCGAUGCGGCAGGCGAUGUCAAGGUCUUCGAGGAGCUGCUGCAGGCGUGGCACCAUCUACACCCGAAGCCCACGCCUCAGCCACCAAAGCCUGUACGGAAACCAGCCCGCCCAAUUUCGCUGCCUCCUCGCUUCAGGAUCCUCUUCGAAGUUGGUCGCAUCUCAGUCGCACUCGGCAACAGUGGCUCGACAGACUCUGCGACAAUAUCAACGGAGACGGACGGCUUGGUCAUUGGUGCCCACUCGUCGUUCAGCGACGUCCGGCCCGGUAACGACGGUCGAGGAGGUACCUCGGACAGAGAGUUUUCCGAGACCGGAAGCUCUUUCACCUAUGACACUUCCCCAGAAACGUCACUGGACUCGGCUUCAGAAGACGAUGUUUCCCUCGUCAAACGUGGCGAGGCCUUCGUGAGGAUGCGGCCACUCACCACCCGGAUAUCGCUUGGGGCGCAGGACGAGAGGGAGAAGACCUACCGACUUGCCACCAUUGGUGCUAUCGAAGGUCGAGUGCAUGGUAGUGUCUUGGGUUCGAGAACGUCACUCGAGAAUGGGGACGAGCAUUGGACAGUCACUCCCGGCACCCUUACUCUGGACAUUGAGACGGUUGUCGACAACGGCAUUCAGGUUGAGCUCUGGAACGCGGCGGUCCUGAAAGCCAUCGACCUGCUCAUCGACGCCGGAAAGCCGCGGGCAGCCAAACCCCACGCCCCAGUGUCCAAGCCUCCCAGCGAUGGCAAAGCACGCUUUAUCGAGCGCCUCCCAUCUGGUAUCUCGCUGCGCGUCUCGCUCGGGUACAUUUCCGUGUUUGUCGGUCACCCAGACCUCAAUCCCGAACACAGCUCCUUGGUGCGUGGUCUCUGGCUGCGAACCACCAUCAAGCUCGAGUACGCCCACUACGCCAGCACCGCGUACGCCAAGCACUGCAAGCAUCGGCUUGAUUCCAACCCGCGCGAGCAGCUCAACCUCGACGACGACAUCACGACUGAAGCAAUGGCUGCUACCCGUGGGCUUGAGAAGGACGGCGGGCAUGCUGCCUUGAUGAGCGUCACAGUCCUGGACACUACGAUCCACUCGGUCUUCAAUGGGCAGGCGUUCGUCGCAAAGGGUGGCGCAGACAGGCUCCCUCCGGUUGAUGACUGGAAGAUGCCGCCUCGGCCAGACGAGAACGCUGCCUUUGUGCCCCUGUGGGGAGGAUCCAAGAACGCCGCGUUGAGGAAGCAGCCACUGGAGACGGAGACGGACUAUACUCCAGGUGUCGAUGUCGGCACCCGGGCGUUUGUUCGGAUACCUUCCUUCCUCACGAACUGCUACGUUCAUCGAUUGUCACCUCAAGCAGAGACCGUCGUCAUGGUCCGGUCGCAAGUGGAGCUGGUUCACGUCGUCGGAAAUCUUUCAGACAUCUACUCUGGCCUCAUGGUUGCCAAGGCAGCCCAUCGGAUCGCCACGAGGAUCAAGCCCCCCGCACCGAAAGCCCCGCCAACCGAGCAGGCCACACCGGAACCGGCGCCAUCCUCGCCGCAGUCGCCCCGGUCGCCCAAUCUGGACUUUGUGCUUCAGAUGCCAACGGUGUGGGUGCACCUCGGUCUGCCCCAGGAGUUCCCAAUAUUCUUCUCCAUGUCUACCGUCAGCGUGGUCAAGCAGAAGGGCAAGCUGCUCGCGGUUCGGGCAGGUCACGCCCUCCUCCAUUGCCUGAGCCCGCAGUAUUUCGGCUUCUGGGACGAGGUUGGCCGCAUCAAGGACUUGGAAGUGCUGCUCGAGUCCCCAGGAUCAAUCGCAGUGCACGCAAAGGGCUUCCGGAUUCGAUUGCCGUACGCGUUUGUUAUGGCGUCUCUCAUUCUCAGUGUCAAGACGAUAAUCAAGGCCACCAAGCUCCUCGCGGAGAAUAUCAAGUUGGACCACUUUGAGAACAGACUGGUGCCCGACGCUGAAGGCCCGAAGAAGUUGCCCAACCUCCGGAUCAAGGUCGAGUUGUUCCACGUGGAAGCACGCGAUCACCCCGUCGAGAGCAGGAUCAACUUGGCGUGCCGCGCUGGUCUGGUUGAACAGCAGACCAGGCUCAACCUUCAGGACAUGUUUGACCAGAAGGUCAACCUUCUACGCGACCCUACAGCCAAGUCUCCGUCUGGGCUCACCACAGAGCAGACGGUCGACGUCGACGAAGCCCACUACCGUCUUCAGUGGCACAUUUCACGAAACUGGGUGAAACGCAUGAAGCGCGCGAGACACGAGCAGCGUCGUCGAGAGGACGGGGUUCAAGACCGCCUCAAGAUCAAGAUUGAGAAGAAGCUACCUAUCCACUUGCUACCCCUUGAGCAAACAGUGCCUUUGAUUCGUGCGGCCUUCUCUGGCGUCAAUCUCGCCAUCUCAGCACCCAAGGAGAACCGCACUGAACUCAUCAAGUACAUGGGCGAGGUGUCUUCACCAUUCGAGGAUGACGUUGAGUUCACUCUGAUGAUUCCAUUCAACCUCGACUUGUCACUGGAUGAGUUCAAGUUCUCCUUGCGCGACUACCCAUUGCCUCUUCUGCGGGUGCAACGGACACACGGCGGGCCCAGCUUCAAGAUCACCACUCUGUUCGUGAUCGCCGAGGAGAUGUCGAACGAGGACUCGUGGGUCUUUGUCCCUGCUAUCGUUCUCCCCGAGGGCUGUGGUCAGGAGGACUCUCCGGCGCUGGUUGUCGAUACACCAAAGACACUCCUUGCUGUCAAGACGUACGCUCGGCCGAUUAUCAAGGUCAACUCGCCCGCCCCCACGUUCUUGACAUGGGGCACGUCUUACUCGCCAGGAAUAUCUGAUGUCCAGAGGAUGUUUGAUACCCUUUCGUUCGCUGUGCCAGACCCAUCUCCAAGAGUUGGGUUCUGGGACAAGAUCAGGCUCAUUCUUCACUGGAAGGUUACGGUUGACUUCAAGGGUACUCUCCGUUUCUACCUCAAGGGUGAGUGGCAGCCCUCUAGCAAUGCUGACAAGAUAGGUUCGGCAGACCCGUACGCCAUCAACGGCAUGGCGGCAGGCUUUGCACUUGUGUGGCGGAAGAAUGUCCGAAUCGAAAUCAACCAGCCGAAUAACCAGGGCGAGCUCAUACAGAUCACAGCCGAGGAGUGUCUCGUCACAAUACCAGAUCUGACGGCACUACACGAUGCAGCUGCCGUAGGUAACGACACCCCGCCAGCGGAUCAAGAAGCGGCGGACAGAGCCUUGAUCUUGCGCAAGGCCAAGAAGCCUUGUGCGAGAUUCCUCAAUGGCAUUCGAUUCGGCAUCGGCUUCAGAUUCGAAAGGACAUGUCGCGCGUGGACCUGCACGGAGGACGGAACUACAGACAACCUCUUGCAUCGCCAGUGCCGAUUGUUCACAUUCAGCCCUCACCAGACUGUCAUCCUACGAACGCCAGAGGCAUACGAUCGCAUGGAGAGGGAAGUUGGUCACCCGUUCGACUCUUACGAAGGGUUCCGAUCCGACUUUAUCCACUUUUCCGUGUCUCUUGACGCGCCAAGAGAUGGCGACAAGGACAACAAGUCGGUCGACGCCGAGACGCAUAACAGUUUGCACUUGACCCCCAAGGCGUUUGCCCACUUCUUUGCCUGGUGGAGACUAUUCGGAGCCAAGACGCCGGCCCCGAUCAGGCAAGGCAGAGUCUUCCCCGAAGGGCCACCGCCAUCCAAGAAGUUUGGUGCCAGCAUGGCCACAAUCAAGUAUCGAUGCGACCUUGCGCCAGUGUACAUGUCGCACGUCUAUGACCAGGUGUCUCGAGAGCUCUGGCACAAUGGUAAAGCACAAAGCCUUGGUCUCAAGAUGCGUGUCCGUCGCUUCCGUCUGGACGGUCACCAGCGAAUGGUGGAGAAGCGAGAGUGGUCCGAGCUACUCAACAGGAUCAAGACAGUCACCCACAAGCCUUUCUACGCUGCAGACCUUUUGCUCGACGAGAUGCGUAUCAAGGGCAUUGUCGCGACGUUUAGCGAGAUCUCCGAAGGCCCAGAGACACCCCACACCGAUGACCCAGAGCUCAACUUCCCCAAGGCCGAUGAACUUCCAAAGGACCUUCGUGAAUGGUACAACUUCUUCGACUUUAUCGAUGCGAACCGAAUUCCAUUCGACAAGAACCCGCGGAUGCAGAUUGUCCAUCUAGGCGACUGCUCGCAUGUCUUCCUCUCGCGUCGUAUCAAGGCGCGCAGAACAUCGCCGUUCCCCGACCAAAAGGCGUACACCGACAUGGGAUACACCAAGUUUGGACACGAGAAGACGCACAUCUGCUAUUUGGGCGCGGCGGCAAGCGUCGGUGAAAUGCAGACGCAGCUCGCUGAGGAGCGAAUCGAAGAGCUCCAGGAGAUGCUCAAGAGCCCGAGCUCUGAGGCCACGAAAGAGCAGGUCCACCACCGCAUUGGCAUCCUGGAGGCCAACAUACAGAAGUUGGCAGUACAGGAACGGCGACACAUGGACGACAAUACGAUUGUGCCCCACGAUGCCCCGCCGUCUGGAACCAAGCUCUUGGACAAUGACGCGACUCUGACGUUUGAGAACACUGUCCACGUUCACGGCCCGCGACUCUUCUUCAACAAUGUGUCGCGCAACGUGCUGUACAAGUACUUCUAUUCUCGAAGCGAUCGCCAGCGUGAGGAAUACUCGACAUCGAAUGCCUCGAUUAGGAACAUCAGGGACGGCAUUACUCGUCGGGCCGCGCGCAGGGCUAAUGGCCUCAACCAGGACGACAAGCUCGGCUCGGACGAGAACUUCUCCAUUGAUGAGAUGCGCCAAAUGUUGGAGAACCUGGUUACCCACAAUGCCGACCAGUUCCGUGUACCCGUCAACAUCUUCACGGAUAACGAGGCCGUCCGGCGAGCGGAGCAAGGUCUACCGACCGAAUGUUCUGUGCACCCCAGCUUGCGUGUCCUCUGUCUCCAACCGCAGAUCUCGCUCCGCAGCACGGCCGAUGAGAACGCCGUGAUCCUGUUGGCUGUGGACGAAAUCUCGUUCAAGGUGUUCAGCAUCAAGGAUAUGGACGGCCCGAAUCAGACCGUUACCGAUGUUCUGUCACGAAACACGGUCGACCUGGUGGGCAUGCAGGCGUUCAGCCCGACCGACAGCUCGCUGGAGCGUACCAAUGGCAUGAACCGCGAACUCGAGUUCCUACCUCGUGAGGUGUUUGUCGACGUGCGGAGUGAAUCGUCCGACUAUGAGCGGAUCGUCCUCAAGACGGACCUCAUCGCGACGUUUGACCGCUUCAACACGCUCAGAGUGCCUCGUGGUCUUGAAUGGCCAGAGACUCUGGACGAUUACGGCGAGCCAAUCUACCACUUGCGCAAGCACCAGAACCUCACGAGCGUCCUCAUCCCGAUGAUCACCGUGUCGGCCACGUCGCAGCACUACACGGCACUCUACUACAUCGUCACGGACCUGAUCAUGUACCGAGACCCACAGUCGGUUACGCGCACGGAGAAGAUUCAAAACUUCCUGUACAAGUUUGACCGCCGUGAUCGCAACACGCCACAGUUACUGGCCGACCUGGACCUGACACAGCAGCACAUUCGUGGACUGUCUGCGCUCCAACGUGACUACGAGUCGAACGUGGAUCGCCUGAGCGACGAGGGCAAGCGGCUGCUGUUCGAGAUCCGAACCGACGUGCUCAAUGAAACCGAGAGCUUGUUCACUGCCAUUGAGGUAAUCAACAUCAGCAAGGACCGUGAAGAUGCCAAGGAGGCGCUCAAGAUUGACUCGAGGAUCGAGCUUCGCGCUGGCAACGUUGCGUGGCACAUGCUCCGUGACAGUGGGCACCCUCUGCUCAAGCUCAACAUCAAGCAUACCAUGGGCGUGAUCAAGAACAACAAGGACGCGUCGUCUGACAAUGCCUUGGUCAUUGGCGAACUGCAAGCGCUCAACUCCAAUGCGGAUUCAGUGUACCAGGAGGUCAUUAUCCCGUACGACAGGCAGCAGCUUGUCUUGAAGAGGAGCGAUGUUAAGAGCAAUUGCUCCGUGUCUUGCUCUCUGGCAUUUGUCCCAUCUGUCGGUGGUAUCGGCAUCAUCAAGGAGUUUGCAUUCUACCUCUACCCGUUCCGCUUCAAACUCGAGGAGCGGGUUGGGAGCUUGGCCAUGGACUACCUGUUCAACGAUCGGACCAAGAAGCACGACGAUGUCAAGGACAACAACCACCAUCCGAAGAAGAAGGAGUUGACGGGAGACAAGAACCAGUCGUCACACGCGCUGGUGACGACUGCCAAUGGGAGACACAGAUCCAACACAAUCCUCGAGACUGCGCCGCCCCAUGGCUUCAGCACUGUUCCCGACGAGGACGCGGCGGAAAUGCAACGUCGCGCGUCAAGAAACUGGACCUUUGGGUCCAUUGUCGUUGGCAAGACGUUCUUCGUCCUGGACUACAAGAGAGACGACUCGAAGCCGCGCAGCGGCUUUGUCUGGCCCGAAGUCGUUCAGUUCAAGCUCAACGCGCCAGAGUUCCACUACGUCAACAAGGUUUGGGGCUUUGCGGACAUUGUCGAGUGCGUCAAGAAGGACCUGCUCAAGUCGGCAUGGUCGCAGCGCAAAGAAAUUAUCGACCAGGUGUUCACCAAGACGUCUGUGUUCCGGUCGAAGAAGGGCCUGAGACACAUGGCUGGGAUCGAGACGGACGCCAGUUCGACCACGUCGUCUAAGAAGGGCAGCUCAAAGUCGCCCCUGCGUUUCACGGUGCAGCCUGCAACACCGUUGGACUUUGACGACGUUCACCCACCAACAGUGUCUGACACGAUUGAUGGUGAUCCGCACGAGCACGAUGGGAACGGGAACGGGAACGGAAACGGGAGCAUGGAGGUGCUUGACGACCACCAUGACACUGCCACCAAGCCGAAGAAGUUGGGCUUUAUGGCCAAGCUCCGGAGGAGGGGUAGCAAGAGCGAGGUGGCAAGGGCAGACCUUGACCACCCGAGGGGAGUACAGGGCUCGAGUGAUGAUCUGUCGUUAGUGAGCGAGUCGUCGUCGGGGCACAAGGUGAUAUCGCGAGAGGCGUCGGUUGGGAGCUUGCCCACGGCGUCUCGCGAGGCGUCCACGACGUCGACGUCGACUUCGGCCUCGGCGACAUCCAGCGGUUAG
This is a messenger RNA of Vanrija pseudolonga, 8724 nucleotides long. It is a transcript of the gene SPAC3H5.09c, whose product is annotated as UPF0648 protein. The coding region runs from base 1 to 8724 and encodes 2907 amino acids. NCBI's taxonomy places the organism in Eukaryota, Fungi, Basidiomycota, Tremellomycetes, Trichosporonales, Trichosporonaceae. The record is from RefSeq and is a predicted model, not a curated record. The transcript has 9 exons.